Messenger RNA from Gastrolobium bilobum, 423 nucleotides. RefSeq lists its product as uncharacterized. The record is from RefSeq and is a predicted model, not a curated record. The transcript is spliced from 4 exons. Lineage: Eukaryota; Viridiplantae; Streptophyta; Magnoliopsida; Fabales; Fabaceae. The coding region runs from base 1 to 423 and encodes 140 amino acids.
AUGGGUUCUCUUAUGGCAGGAUGGGACUCUCACGUCUUGGAUCCUAAAUCAGAGACACUUGAAAGGAACCGGUCGCUUACCAAAGAAGAAAUUAGUGCUUUCUGGAGAGCAAAGAAGGAGAUAGAGGAAGAACACCUCAAAGCUGUUUCCAAGGUAUCGGAGACUAUUCAGACCAGCAAAUGCGAGGUUUCUAAUAAGUUGCAUAAGUCAAGUAUGGUGCACUUGGCCCGUACGAAGGAGGAGUCUAAAGGUAUGGAAGUUGACGCAAGUUUGGAGCAUCUUAUCAAGAAAAAUGACUGGUGGACCAAGAGUAGCUGGGCAUUUCUGAAUGAACCUCCAGUGACGGAAGCUGCUUUCAAUAAAUAUGCAUCACAGUUUCACGUAGCCAAAUUGGGAUCAUCAAGAGAUGGAAUUAGUGCUUGA